Orbicella faveolata is the source of this 1902-nucleotide messenger RNA. RefSeq lists its product as uncharacterized. The record is from RefSeq and is a predicted model, not a curated record. Lineage: Eukaryota; Metazoa; Cnidaria; Anthozoa; Scleractinia; Merulinidae. Gene Ontology annotation, biological process: mitochondrial protein catabolic process; mitophagy by internal vacuole formation. Gene Ontology annotation, cellular component: mitochondrial outer membrane.
AUAGAAGAGGGGAUAAAUUAGUAACUGACUGAUUUUGAAGUUUGGAUGCAAGUGGUAAAAAAGCUUAAUUUUAUGCUCGUGUACAGCUGUAAAUGGGGACUGUUUUGUCCUAUUUUACGGGAAAAUUAAGCUCCUCGAGAAUAGAAACAGACCCAUUUGAAGAGAUGGCGCAGAGUAGGCAUCAUACCACUGUAGUGUCGAUGUCUCAAAAUAAUAUCACGAGAUACAUGUCCGCGUUUCAAGUUGUCCAAGAGUUUCUGGAUAAUGGCGGAAGCAUAAUGGAACGCCAAAGAAUGCUAGAGUCUGAACUAGAAACUUGCCACGAAAGGUUGCGACGAUUCACCGAAGAUCAUGCUCGCGUAAGUGAAACUGGUAAUGAGAACAUUUCCAGUUCCAACCGACCCUCGACACUGGAAGGAAAGUACAAACAGUUCUAUGAUCACGAAAGAGUGGAUGCUAUCGACUGUAUCGAAAGCUCACGAAUUAACAAGGAACGAAGCAAAUGGAAUGAAGCAGACGACCAAUAUGUCGCGUGCAUGAUUUUCGAGGAGUCUUUUACGGCAGCCCAGAAGUUGAGAGAAGGCUUCCUUCAAGGUGUUUCUUGUAUUUUGACGUCAGCUCCUUCCAUAGGAGCUCAAUUCCUUGAAAAAAAGACCAACAAUAGUACAUCUGCCAAUGUUUGCUUUUCUGUCAAAACGGACAGCAACUGUCAACUCAGUUCACUCGGCCAAAGCAGUGUGAACAGCUUGAAAGUGAUCAUGAAAGAGACUGCAGAAACUUGCGACAUCAACGCCCUUGUACAGAGAACGUUAAACGCUCUUCAUAAGCGUCAAGAAAAAGGAGUAUUCCAAGUCUACUCGGUAGAUUUUCUUACAAAGAAACCAAUAAUAAAGUACGUGGAGAACUGCUGCAGAUAUGCGUGGAAGCUAGUGUGUCAGACGCCACCUUAUAGAUUACAAGGAAACUCGUUCGUACUAAAAUCGGAUGUUGUCUUUGAUCCAGUUUUUCACCAGGUUUCCAGAGAGUUCGCCUCUGCCGAGCAUAACUCAGGGCGCAUUGAAUUUGUAGUUUGGCCUGGUUUAUUUGAAGGAUCGUCUGGCAGAGUAAUUCGAAAGACGGAAGUGGUAUUACGAGCGCGUUGAGAACAUGACAACUUGUAAUAGUGUACCUGUGGUGCAAUGUCCUGAAGCCCAGUAGAUUAGCAGCAUAUUUGUCAUAGGUACAGUAACUGUGAGGGAACAGGGAGUGUGUUUGUAGCAUGGAAGUUUAUUGACUUUGUUAUAGGUGACAAAUGCGCUUUAAUUUUCUUGAUUUGAUAGAAGUAAGGUUUACCCAUUCAACCGAAACGUUGUAUGUGAAACAUAGCUAUCGUUCAUAAGAAGAGGGGCAUUGCAUAACAAACUUUAUAUAUAUCAUGAUUAUAGUCUCUUGAUAACAGGCAAGGCCAAUGAAAAGCACAGUUAAUUAACCACACGAACAGGGCUGGGAUGGCGAGCCUGGGAUACAUUUAGUACUGAACACUUGUUCCCCUAUAUUCGGACAAGGCUUAUCAAUGGGGCAAUUUCGAUAUAUUUUAAAACAUGACACCUGCUGCUUAGGGCCCCAGGGACAAAAUAAAUUGUUUAUUCCGUUUUUGCCUUGUCCUCAAUAUGAUUUCUUUUGUUUUAGGCCUCGGAGCCAAGUUAGAACUAACUGUAUCGAGAUUGGCCUAUUCUAGCUAGGAAAAGCUUUAAACCACCGCAUUAAAUAUCGAACACUCAGUAGUAAAAAAAUAGUUGCACAGCGGAAAAUGUUUGCUCGUGGAUCAUCCCAUUUACCAACCUCGGCUUCCUUUUUUCCCAUGGCAAAGACAAUUUUAGAUGAGACUAAAAUAAAAAAUAAAAAAAUGUAUAUUUGUUUCUA